Exophiala spinifera is the source of this 1212-nucleotide messenger RNA. RefSeq lists its product as uncharacterized. The record is from RefSeq and is a predicted model, not a curated record. NCBI's taxonomy places the organism in Eukaryota, Fungi, Ascomycota, Eurotiomycetes, Chaetothyriales, Herpotrichiellaceae. Bases 1 to 1212 code for a protein of 403 amino acids. The transcript is spliced from 3 exons. Gene Ontology annotation, molecular function: protein binding.
AUGCCUGUCACCAGUUUGCAAGAUUCGGACAAGGAUCCGGACAAGAAUUGGGAUAACGAUAGGAUAUCCUUCGUCUCCCAGCUCAACAAAGCAGAACCUCCUGGCUUGACAAUAAUCGUCGGAGAAUAUAGCUGGAAAGCCCAUGCCCGGAAAUUAUGUAGCUGCUCCGAGUUCUUCAAGAGAAUCAUGCUCUCUCAUGAGGGUGCCAUUAAUGUGACCCUCACUCUCCACGAGGAAACCCCCAUACUUGUCGGCAGUCUUUUGCGUUGGCUUUACACACUUCACUAUUAUGAACCAAAGGACAACGACGCCACGCAGACUGACCCUUUGGUGCCGAAUCUUCGUCACAUCAUGGCCCAGGGACGAGGUGCACCAACAUGGGACCUUAGCCCCAUGCUCGACCGACAGAUUUUGGAAGAGCCCGACUCGUUCCAUGCACAGAUGUACUGGCUUGCAGAUAGAUAUCAGAUCCACAAACUCAAAGAAGAGGCCAUUGCCAAGUUCAAAUAUCAGUUACUUCUAUUCCCGGAUGACCUUGUCCUGAACCUGAAGCACUUGCUCGGCUGUCCAAACGAGUCCAUGGCAGAAUCCGCAGCUCGGGGUCCAUCGUUGACACCCGUAACCAUAGCCACUCCUUCCAUGCCGGUUCCUUCAGGCGGUACAGUGGCUGGACCCGUCGAGAUAUGUCAAGUUUUCAACCCUUCUAACGCGCUCAACGGGAUCAACGGAGACACGGGCUUGCAUCUCAAAAGCACAGCGCAACCUGAAGAAUCAACGACCAUGAACACGGCUCUUAUCUUGAAUCCAACCCCGGAACAAGAAAGGGCGAUUAGGAGGCGCACUAUAACCCUCGAAGACGACACCGGUCUAUGGUAUUUCCUGGUGGCUAGGACUAGCGAGUUGUUAUCCCAGCAUAUCAACGACACCACCUUCAGCACGAUAAUGCAGGGCAAUCCAUCUUUCCAAUGGGCCGUCCUCCAGCAAGCCGCAAUCAGGCAUACCACAAAUCAAUUUACCAUUCAGGAACUACGCGACGAAGUUCAGGUUUUGAGCGAUAGAAUCAGAGUGCUCGAUGAAGACCGAAUAUCACUCCUUUCAUACACGUCCGAUCAACCCACAUAUUUUCCCAUCACACCACCUCCGAGAGGAAGAGAGCUACCGCCAUGUACUGGCGCUGCUUCUACUCCGAAAGCCAGGAGGAGCCUAGUAUAA